Messenger RNA from Poecilia reticulata (guppy), 2264 nucleotides. The record is from RefSeq and is a predicted model, not a curated record. Lineage: Eukaryota; Metazoa; Chordata; Actinopteri; Cyprinodontiformes; Poeciliidae.
GUUGGGGGCGUGGACAGACAGGUGCUGAUAUCAGCGGAAGCGGAAACCRURGCUUCGUGUCGUCUGCUCGAAGAUAUCUGAAUAUCUCUGCUGCUGGUAUCUGGUUUCUGACUCCCUGAUACAAAAACCAGUACAGUCAGGAGGCAGAGAGAACAGCAAGAUGAAAGGUCACUGAUCUACAACCUGCACGCAAGCAAUUUAAGCUAACAGUUCAGCAAAAGAGGCAGCAUUUACUCAAGACUGGUGGUCGCAUUCCCCACCUGGUCAACAUGACGUCUUCAAUGCUUCGAAGGCAGCUGAAGAACCUGGUCCAGAAUUACUCUGAGGCUGAGGUCAAGGUUAGAGAAGCGACAUCCAAUGAUCCAUGGGGUCCUUCCAGCUCUCAGAUGGCUGACAUCUCUGAUCUCACCUACAAUGCGGUGGCUUGCAGCGAGAUCAUGACAAUGCUCUGGAAACGCCUGAAAGACGACAGGAACUGGAGACAUAUCCACAAGUCUCUGACUCUGUUGGAGUACCUCCUGAAGACUGGUGAUGAUCGUGUGAUGCUGAAAAUGAAAGAAAACAUCUACAUUGUCAAAGCUCUCACAGAAUAUCGUUUUGUGGAAAAGGAUGGGAAAGAUCAGGGAGUGAAUGUAAGAGAGAAGGCCAAAGUUGUUCUUGUUCUUAUGGAGGAUGAUGAAAAACUGAAAGAAGAAAGAGAGUUUGCUAUGAAGACCAGAGAAAAGACAUCCAAAGGUUCUGCUGCAUCAUCCACAGACAAUGUCAAGGAUCCUAACUACAAACCAGUCUUUGUUGCUGGAGCUUCAGGACUUCCAUGCUUAGACAACAUUCCAUCUGUGGCCGACUUGACUGCUUCUUUUGCUGCCCGCAAAGAAGAGCGACUUCGACAAGAAGCAGAGAAGAAGGAGACUGAGAGACGAGCCAAGAUGAGCGAAGAUGAGCUUAAAUGGGAGGAUGCAGGAAAAGCUGAAAAUGCAGCUAGUGAAGCAUGGGGCGGAGAGAAAGAGGAGGAGGAGAAGAAGGAGGAAGUGAAAUCAGAUCCAUGGGGAGCUCCCAAAGAACCUAGUACAGAUCCUUGGGGUGCUCCAGCCAAAAGUGAAGAUCCAUUUGUGGCAGACAAAACUGAUGAGGAUCCAUUCACUGCACCUAAAGACAAAGAAGAUCCAUUCACUGCCCCCAAAGAUAAACCMGAUCCAUUCAGUGCUCCAAAGGAAGAUCCRUUCARUGCUCCAAAGGAAGAUCCGUUCAGUGCUCCAAAGGAAGAUCCGUUCAAUGCUCCAAAAGAAGAUCCAUUCAGUGCUCCAAAGGAAGAUCCGUUCAAUGCUCCAAAGGAAGAUCCGUUCAGUGCUCCAAAAGACGAUCCAUUCAGUACUGCAAAAGAUGAUCCAUUUAAUGCUCCAAAGGAUGAUCCGUUUAAUGCUCCAAAGGACGAUCCAUUCAAUGCUCCACAGGUCGAUCCAUUUAACGCACCCAAGGAUGAUCCUUUUAGUGCACCAAAAGACGAUCAGCUUAAAGCCCCCAAUGGUGACCCAUUUAGUACUCCAGAAAAUGAUCCAUUUAAUGCUCCAAAAGAUGAUCAAUUUAGUGCAGUAAAAGAAACCCCAAAAGAUGAUCCAUUUAAUUCCCCGAAAGAUGAUCCGUUUGAAGCUUCAAAAGACGAUACAUUUACAACACCAAAAGACGAUCCUUUUGGUGUCCCAGCAAAUGACCCUUUCACUGCUCCAGUAUCAACACCCCCUAAAGAGGAGCCGAUAGUAGAAGCAACAAUAUCUAAGGCUGAUUCGUUCACUGGUCCCACAACGCCACCUAAAGCAUCAUUUUCAUCACCAACCAAACCUGUUCAAAACGAUCCUUUUGGUGGACCAACAACGGACGAUCCGUUUUCUACAACAUCAAAAGACCACCCAUUUACAGUGCCAUGUAGUCCACCAACCGAGGCAGCUUCGGAUCCCUUCAGUGCCGCUGCAGCAGGUUCACCCCAAGAAACUGCAGAUACCUGGGGAGCUCCAACCAGUUCUCCGCCUGCCAAAGGCUCUGAUGCUUGGGGGGCACCGAGUGUUCCAAAGGAAACCAAGAGUGCYGAUCCCUGGGGGGACGACCCAAGUGUCUCUUCACCACUUGAUGACGCUGACCCAUUUGGAGAUGCAACCAAGCCAGACGAUGACACAUGGGGAGCCCCUGACUCUAGACUCUUGACCCAAGUCCAGCCCCUGACGGCUGCUACCCUGAAAGUUUUAGACGCUUCUCUUCUCCCAUACUCCUGA